Messenger RNA from Dissoconium aciculare CBS 342.82, 4780 nucleotides. RefSeq names its product WD40 repeat-like protein. The record is from RefSeq and is a predicted model, not a curated record. The transcript is spliced from 3 exons. NCBI's taxonomy places the organism in Eukaryota, Fungi, Ascomycota, Dothideomycetes, Mycosphaerellales, Dissoconiaceae. Gene Ontology annotation, molecular function: protein binding. The coding region runs from base 202 to 4347 and encodes 1381 amino acids.
CGAAGAGCUCUGCCAUUCUUCCUCGCUUUCUAACCCACAUUCACUAUGAUACGGGCAUUCAGUGAGCCUUCCAGAAGGUCAACGUUGUGAUUCUUGGAUUUUGGAUCGGAGAAUUGCUUCGUUCGAGCGCGGAGCGUCUUUGACGAUUGGUCACCAAGGGUUUCAGAAUAAGAUGGUGUUGGAACACUGAGGUCAUACAGCAUGAAGUUCAAGACAUUAUUCAGACGGAAUAAACCAGCCUCGCCGGUACCAGCUACUUCGGCGACAGCUCCGAACACGGCCGCCGACAAUAAGGCAGCUCCCGAAACAAGAGGUGCUUGUGCGACCCAAACGUCUUGCGGUGAGGCAGGUCGCAAAGUGCCGAUUUCCCUCUCAGCCACGACGGCAAGUUUAUCGGCGCGGAUCUGGAAUGAUGCGUACGAAGGGAUUCAAUCGACCUAUCCCGAGUUGGUAGCGGAAUAUGAAAUAGUUCUUUCCACUAUCCUCGGAGGGCCUGGCUUCAGCGCAGUGACGCAUGGCGGGCAUGGACCCAUCUCAAACGACCGAGAAGAACGAGCAGACCAGAUGCGCCAGCUUGUUCAGAAGGGCCUGGAGCGAAGUCGCGCACAGAUGGACAUUGCAGAGAAUGUUAGCGAAGGGAUUCGGGCCAUCUUUGCUGUGAGAGGAACCAUCGAUACAGCAGUGCAGGCAUGCCCUCAAGCCGCUGUCGCUUGGGCAGGGAUCUGCUUUGCCCUAGAGCUGUUCACCAACCCGGGCGAACAGGCGCAAUCUAACCGAAACGGGAUCGCUUAUGUGCUGUUCAAUCUGGAAUGGUACUGGCAACUUUCAGAACUAUUACUUGAUGAGAAUAUACGUCCGAGUCAGAGGGGUCUCCGUACUGAGCUUGAAAAGCUCAUGAUAGAGCUUUACAAACUUCUUUUGUUGUUUCAAAUGCGAAGUGCGCAUAGGUACUAUCAUCCGCGUUCAACUUUUGUACGGGAUCUCGUCAAGUGGGACGACUGGGAUAGCAAGCUCGCGGAAAUCAAAUCGGCCGAACGCGAUCUCCAGCAAAAGUCGGACGCCUACAAUUCCGAGAGCAUCAAGAUGCGGCUGACAGACAUCGCUACGCAUGGUCGCCAACAAGCUGAAGACCUCUCACACAUUCGCAGCCUAGUCUCCAACCAAGCUACGCAGCAAUUGAACGAACAAGACAGGCAGUGCCGAUUUGAACUGUUUGGUGGUAUAGGCGACGGCGCAAGAGACCGCAUCACGUCACAACAGGGACAUCCUCUUCAGAACGUCUGCGACUGGAUCUUCACCAACAAUGUCUAUCAACAGUGGGCCGAGAAAGAUGGACCACGAUUACUCUGGAUUUAUGGUGAUCCUGGUCAAGGCAAGACCAUGCUGCUAUGCAGUAUCAUAGAUCAGAUGGAGAUGCAGAGCUCGAACAAGGCUCCACCAGCGUAUUUCUUCUGUCAAGCUUCAGAUGUGGAAACUUCUAAAAAGGCGGCAGUUCUACUAGGCUUAAUUGCUUUGAUGACAGAGAAGCAGCCGCUCCUUAUGCGUCAUGUACGUGAGGUUUAUGAUAAAUUCGGUCCAAAAAACUUUCAAGGGUCAAGCGCAUGGCAGCCAGCAACAAAAAUCUUCACUCGAAUUCUUGACGACCCAUCACUGCAGUGUGAUACCAUCUUUAUCGAUGCUCUCGACGAAUGUGUUGAUAAACGGGAUCGCGCUGACCUUAUUCGUUUCAUUAUUGAUCAGUCUUCACGGGUGAAGCGUGUCAAAUGGCUUGUUUCCAGCCGCAAGUGGCCGGAGAUCGAGAAAUUGAUGAAGGGAUCGCAACAGCUUAUCCGCCUUCACCUCAAUCCGACAAACGCCUCCAUAGUAUAUGCGCUUGACCUUUACAUUGAUCAGAAGGUUAAAGAGUUGUCUGAGUUGCAUGAGUACGAUGCAGAAACGGCGAAGGUGAUUAAAGAUCAACUGCGACAGCGCGCCAACGGCACAUUUCUCUGGGUCGCUAUAGCAUGCCAGCAAUUGGGCGACGUGGCAAGCUGGGAGGCUCUGGAAACUCUCCAUAAUAUUCCACAAGAUCUGGAAGACGUGUAUCAAAAAAUGCUGAAACAGAUUGAUGCUGCCCACAUCAAGGUGAGCCGGGCGAUCCUUGCUCAUGCCUUACUUGCACAGCGACCUCUUCAUCAAGAAGAAUUGAGAGCUUUAGUGGAAGAACUGGACUCGGUUCCUCUGCAUGGCUUACAAGAGGUCGUAGCGAGAUGCCGAUCUUUUCUGACGAUUCGCAGUAAUGUUCUAUGCUGGGUCCAUCAAUCUGCAAGGGAGUAUCUGCAAAGCCAUGGCAUGAGAUCGAACAUCUUCCCGGAUGGUGAUAUGACGAUCGUCCACUGUGCGAUUGUCUCACGAUCAUUCGACCUCAUGAAUCGAGCGCUUCACCGUGAUAUGUAUGAUGUGGCCGAAGCCAAUACUCUCAUAACCUCGAUCAAGAUUCCUUAUCCAGAUCCGUUGCUUCCUCAUGCAUACUCAUGUGUUUACUGGGCACACCACCUUCAACAGUGCAAAUCAAGGUUUCUGGCACAUAGCGAAUCUCACCUAUGUCUAAAGAUCGAAAAGUUCAUGACCACAAAGUUCCUCUAUUGGGUAGAAGCUAUGUGUCUACUUCACAGUAUCCCGCAAUGUAUCAUUGCGAUUGGAGAUCUACGGGUGUUGGUUCAGGAAUCUGCAGCGUGGCCCUUGCUUGACUUUGUUCAAGAUGCACACAGGUUUCUUCGGUAUCAUGCGGACUGUGUUCGUACUGCACCCCUGCAAAUAUAUUUGUCGGCCUUGUUGUUUAGCCCAGCAAAUUCGCAUAUCAGGAAAACAUUCCAGCAUGAGGAGCCAAAUUGGCCGCUAAAGCCGGUCACUGCGAGCAAUUGGGAUGCAUGUCUCCAGACUCUGGAGGGACAUGGCGACGGGGUCUCUGCAGUAGUUUUCUCGCCGCAGGGUUCUAUCAUUGCUUCGGGGUCACUGGACUGGACCGUCCGCUUAUGGGACGCAGCAAGUGGACAAGAGCUGCGGCAGCUGUAUGGCCACCAAAGUUGGGUCACAGACAUCGCUUUCUCUUCGGAUGGAUCAAUACUUGCAUCUGCAUCCCGCGAUUGGACGAUUCGGCUAUGGACUCCAUCGAACGGCCGAGAACUCCGGAAGUUGGAAGGACAUAGCUCUGGCGUUACUUCUAUUGCCUUUUGUCCGGAUGGAUCGAUGCUUGCAUCGGCAUCUCAAGAUCAGACGAUUCGUUUAUGGGACAUAGCUACUGGCUUGGAGAUUCGUAAGAUACAUGGUCACAACAGCUGGGUAAGUGCAGUCGCCUUCUCCCCUGACGGGUUGACGAUUGCGUCUGCCUCAGACGAUAAAUCCGUACGACUGUGGGAUAAAGUCACUGGUCUGGAGGUGAGGCGACUGGAGGGCCAUGAUGCCAGCGUAUCGACAGUUGAUUUCUCGCCUGACGGUUCAAUGCUGGUUUCCGCAUCUACAGAUCAGACGGUUAGGCAGUGGAAUGUUCUGAGUGGCCAGGAAGUGCGGAUACUCUCAGGUCACAGCGCCUGGGUCACCGAAGCAGUCUAUUUCUCAGAUGGUCUAACUAUUGCGUCAUCAUCGGUUGACCAGACGGUGCGACUGUGGAAUGCAGAGACUGGUCAUCAGAUAAAAAUACUUGAGGGUCAUCAAUCUUGGGUUUCAGCACUCGCGUGCUCUCCAGAUGGACUAGUGAUCGCCACAGCGUCCGCAGAUUCAGUAAUUCGACUAUGGGAUUCAUGCGGACAACAGGAAAUGAAGGAAGAGCAAAGGCAGCGCAGUCCAGUGGGGACGAUUAUCUGCUCGCCUGAUGAAUCGCUCGUAGCGACCGCGUCGUACGACCAAAUCGUACUAUGGGAUGUCUCGACAGGCCAAGAGACGCAGAAGAUUGAGCAUGAUUAUGGUGUUCACGCUCUCGCCUUCUCCCCGACUGGAUCGAUUAUUGCAUCUGCGUGCGGAGACUACACGGUCCGACUGUGGUCGUGCUCAACAGGUGAACUGAUGCAGCGUAUCGCAAUGGAGACCCUGGUUCCAAGCAUAGCCUUUUCCGAAGACGGACGUAUCCUUGAGACCGAAUCAGGGAGCUUUACUGUCGAGUAUGAGCUCCCGUUGCCCCAGAUCAAGCAGUCGCAUUUCUCGCCGAGCCACGGCUUCAGCGUGUCGCAUCAAUGGGUAAGACAUCAGGGCAAGAAUCUACUCUGGCUACCGGUCGACUAUCGUGCAAGUUGUUGGGCAUCCUGUGGCAAAGUCCUAGCUAUUGGGCGGGACUCGGGUCUUAUAGCAAUACUCGAGCCCACCGAACGUUGAUCAUUAGCGGAACGCGGGCUUCGCUCAGAUAGCCCAAAGGCCGCAAGACCCAUAUUGGAAUCGCUUGGCACCAAACAGUGGAUUGACGCGGCAGGACUGUGAAAUGACCAGCUGAGACCAUGGAUCAGAGGACCUUGACCUCGAGAGCUGCGCUGCUUGCCAAGGGGGCAAGCUAUCUUACAGUGGACGCUUCGAAGGCAAUGUAAACCAAGUAAGAACGGCCUCGAGAUUGAGCCCAGUGGUUCGGGCAGCGACAGGCACUCGUGGUUGAUUUCUUCAUGUGUAUAAAAAUACUAGGUAUAUGUCAGAAUUACUUUAGGGGCCUGUGGUAGACCGGUUCUUUCAAGAAUGCUGCUCAUUCGAAACAAUGCCUUCGCAGCCAAUGGCCAGGAUGAGCAAAGCAACCAGACAAUGCAGAGGAUGGCAGGGUCCU